AUGACCCUGUUCUUUACGGUGGAAUACAACUCAUGCGCAGAAGAGCAAGUGGUGGUGUAUGAGUGUGAGGCCUACAACUCUGAGGCCUGGACACACGAUACUAUAGAGCACGCAUCACCGGUGAAGCGUCAGGCCCGUAGCUCCCUGGUGUACCUAGUGUCUCUGCUGGGCAGUAUGGAUCACAGCUUCCACCACAGUCUGCUGCUGGAGAUCAGGGCCCUGACUGACAGAUACAACUCCAUCCUGGGAGGCUGUGCCAAAGACGUCUACAGGAUGAGUAACAGCUUCAGCUCCAUAGCCAGACUACUGGGGAGAAGACUGGAGACAGACACCACUAUCAACUGCAGGGUUGAAGAGGAAUCAGAAGGCCCUCCUUCCCCUUGUAUCUCAGAGGCCAGUGUGUGUGGAGGUGGGUCAGAGCAGCGACUGCAGGUGAAGAUCCAGGCGUUUGAGGAGAAGAUGGGGGAGGAGGGGGGAGAGGGGUCACCUACACCCCAACGCAGAAACAGCAUGGGACAAGCCGCUAGAGAGAAACACAGAGAGAUGAGGUUUAACAGGUCAAAGAGUCUGGCUCUGCAAGCCGUGAGGUCACGGUCCGUCAACUCUGACAGCGGACAGGAUGGAGAAGGGGUGGAGCUAACAUCUGACUCAUUCCUCUCAGAAUCCCCACCCAAUCACCAAACAGAAGCCUUAGACACCUCUCCCACUGAGAGGAAACUAACCAAUGAGAACUCCCUGUCUCCCUCCACCCCUCCGGCCACGCCCCGUGAGGAACAGAGGGAUCGACAGGGAGAGGGGGAAGGAGGGAGAGGAGGAGGACUAGGAGAGGGGACAGAGGACAAGCUGUACAGCCACCUGAGGGACAACAUGGAGAAGAUCAAAGAGUUUUGUUCUGAGAUGGUUCAACAGAUCCCCAUACCAGAACACUGUGUCAUAGAAGAGCUGACAGAGCUGACAGAGCUGACAGAGCUGACAGAGCUGACAGAGCUGACAGAGCUGAUAGAGCUGCCAGAGCUGACAGAGCUGACAAGCCUGAUAGAGCUGCCAGAGAAACUUCAGUGUGCCUUG
Salvelinus sp. IW2-2015 is the source of this 1068-nucleotide messenger RNA. Its product is annotated as ventricular zone-expressed PH domain-containing protein. Gene Ontology annotation, biological process: regulation of signal transduction. Lineage: Eukaryota; Metazoa; Chordata; Actinopteri; Salmoniformes; Salmonidae. The record is from RefSeq and is a predicted model, not a curated record. Gene Ontology annotation, molecular function: phosphatidylinositol-5-phosphate binding. Gene Ontology annotation, cellular component: plasma membrane.